Messenger RNA from Sorex fumeus (smoky shrew), 2064 nucleotides. RefSeq names its product casein kinase 1 gamma 1 (gene CSNK1G1). The record is from RefSeq and is a predicted model, not a curated record. Bases 355 to 1746 code for a protein of 463 amino acids. The transcript has 14 exons. Lineage: Eukaryota; Metazoa; Chordata; Mammalia; Eulipotyphla; Soricidae. Gene Ontology annotation, cellular component: nucleus; plasma membrane; cytoplasm. Gene Ontology annotation, molecular function: ATP binding; protein serine/threonine kinase activity. Gene Ontology annotation, biological process: endocytosis; positive regulation of canonical Wnt signaling pathway; signal transduction.
CCUGCAUCCCCCUCCCCUCCCGCACCUCUCCUUCCUCCGGCUCCUGGGAAAGAGAGAAGCCACCGCUGCGGGUGGGUGGGGUAGCCCGGGGCGCCUUUGGCAGGGGAUCGCAUCCGUCGGCACCAAGUCCCGGAGCACGGCCAGACCAGGUUACAAACUAUCCUCCUAUGCAUGAAAUCUACAAACUCCAAGAACUAAUCAAUGGUUUUUCAUCUCCUGGAGAUAUAUUAGAACAUAAAUAUGGUACCCAAAGAAGAACUUAUCUUUCUCUGACUACAUUUUAUUUGACUAUACUUUUAUAUUGAAGAGAAGUAUACACACUGAGACUGCUUGUACUGACUGUCGAGUAAGAUCAUGGACCAUCCUAGUAGGGAAAAGGAUGAACGGCAACGGACAGCUAAACCCCUGGCACAGAGGAGUGCACAUUGUUCUCGACCAUCGGGCUCAUCAUCAUCCUCUGGGGUUCUUAUGGUGGGACCCAACUUCAGGGUUGGCAAGAAGAUAGGGUGUGGGAACUUCGGAGAACUCAGAUUAGGUAAAAAUCUCUACACCAAUGAAUAUGUAGCUAUCAAACUGGAACCAAUAAAAUCACGUGCUCCACAGCUCCAUUUAGAGUACAGGUUUUAUAAACAGCUCGGCAGUGCAGGUGAAGGCCUCCCACAGGUGUUUUACUUCGGACCGUGUGGGAAAUACAAUGCCAUGGUGCUGGAGCUCCUGGGGCCGAGCUUGGAGGACUUGUUUGACCUCUGUGACCGAACUUUUACCUUGAAGACUGUGUUAAUGAUAGCCAUCCAAUUGCUCUCUCGAAUGGAGUAUGUGCACUCAAGGAAUCUCAUUUACCGAGAUGUUAAGCCAGAGAACUUCCUGAUUGGCCGACAAGGCAAUAAGAAAGAGCAUAUCAUUCACAUUAUAGACUUUGGGCUGGCCAAGGAAUAUAUUGACCCUGAAACCAAAAAGCAUAUACCUUAUCGAGAACACAAAAGUUUAACUGGAACUGCAAGAUACAUGUCUAUCAACACGCAUCUUGGCAAAGAGCAAAGCCGGCGGGAUGAUUUGGAAGCCCUAGGCCAUAUGUUCAUGUAUUUCCUUCGAGGCAGCCUGCCCUGGCAAGGACUCAAGGCCGAUACGUUAAAAGAGAGGUAUCAAAAAAUUGGCGACACCAAAAGGAAUACUCCCAUUGAAGCCCUGUGUGAGAACUUCCCAGAGGAGAUGGCAACCUACUUGAGGUAUGUCAGGCGACUGGACUUCUUUGAAAAACCCGACUACGAGUAUUUACGGACCCUUUUCACAGACCUUUUUGAGAGAAAAGGCUACACGUACGACUACGCCUAUGAUUGGGUCGGGAGGCCUAUUCCUACUCCAGUGGGGUCAGUUCAUGUAGAUUCUGGUGCCUCUGCAACAACCCGCGACAGCCACACGCACAGGGAGCAGCCGUCACAGCAGCCUCUUAGAAACCAGACCACAUCAACAGAACGCCGAGGAGAGUGGGAAUUCCAGCCGAGCCGGCAGACCUCGUACCUGACAUCUCACUUGGCUGCAGACCGCCAUGGGGGAUCAGUGCAGGUGGUUAGCUCAGCCAAUGGAGAGCUGAACGUCGAUGACCCCACAGGUGCCCACUCCAAUGCACCGAUCACCGCUCACACUGAGGUGGAGGUACUGGAGGAAGCUAACUGCCUGAAAAUGCUCAACCUGUGGUGCUGCUGUUUCUUUAAGAGGAAAAGGAAGAAGACUCAGCGCCACAAGUGACCAGUGCCAGCACUUGCAGCUCCUGCCAUUUCUCAUUGAAAGGGACUCCCCUGUGGGGGAGGGUGGAGAUCCAAACCAAAAAGAAGAAAACAGUUGCCCCCAGGAGGAGUCAGUGCAGGCAGCCAGGGCCUAACUGGUCAGUGGCCUGGCGGUCCUCACCCAUCCAACACUCUGAGCUGGACUCAGAGCUCUUCCACGGUUUGCCCUGGGUGCUGUCUGGCUGAUCCUCCUUCCUAUUGUUUACAGUGAAGGUGUCAUUCACAAAAACUCAAGGACUACUACUAUUCUCUUCCUUCCCCUUAGUUGACUCCUGGUUCU